Bombina bombina (fire-bellied toad) is the source of this 1920-nucleotide messenger RNA. RefSeq names its product histidine decarboxylase (gene HDC). The record is from RefSeq and is a predicted model, not a curated record. Gene Ontology annotation, biological process: histamine biosynthetic process; L-histidine catabolic process. Lineage: Eukaryota; Metazoa; Chordata; Amphibia; Anura; Bombinatoridae. Gene Ontology annotation, molecular function: pyridoxal phosphate binding; histidine decarboxylase activity. Bases 1 to 1920 code for a protein of 639 amino acids. The transcript has 12 exons.
AUGGAACCUGAAGAGUACAGAAAGAGAGGUAAAGAGCUGGUGGAUUACAUUUGUCAGUAUCUUAGUACAGUGCGAGAACGGCGAGUGAACCCCGAUGUACAGCCAGGUUACAUGAGAUCCCUCCUGCCGGAUAGUGCUCCAGUAGAAUCUGAGAGCUGGGAAAACAUCUUCAGGGACAUUGAAGAUAUCAUUAUGCCAGGGGUGGUACAUUGGCAGAGUCCGCAUAUGCAUGCAUAUUUUCCUGCACUUACAUCCUGGCCUUCUUUACUGGGAGAUAUGUUGGCAGAUGCUAUAAACUGCUUGGGAUUUACAUGGGCAUCUAGCCCAGCAUGCACUGAGCUGGAAAUAAAUGUCAUGGAUUGGUUGGCUAAAAUGCUGGGGCUUCCAUUUCAUUUUCUACAUCAUUACCCAAACAGCAAAGGAGGUGGAGUGCUACAAAGCACUGUGAGUGAAUCCACCUUGAUAGCUUUACUGGCAGCAAGGAAAAAUAAGAUCUUGGAAAUGAAAAUUUUAGAACCAGAUUCAGAUGAUUCCUUCCUAAACUCCCGUUUAGUAGCUUAUGCAUCUGACCAGGCCCAUUCUUCUGUGGAAAAGGCUGCUUUGAUUUCAUUAGUAAAGGUCAGAUUUUUACCAGUGGAUGAAAAUUUCUCACUUAGAGGAGAAACUCUAAAGGAUGCUGUGGAAGAAGACAGGAAAAGAGGGCUUGUUCCUAUUUUCGUUUGUGCAACUUUAGGAACAACUGGUGUCUGUUCAUUUGAUAACCUAGCAGAGCUAGGCCCAGUGUGUGCCAGAGAAGGCCUGUGGCUUCAUAUUGAUGCUGCAUAUGCAGGAACCGCUUUUCUUUGUCCAGAAUUCAGGUCACUGUUGAAUGGAGUGGAAUAUGCUGAUUCUUUCACCUUUAAUCCUUCCAAGUGGAUGAUGGUUCACUUUGACUGCACUGCUUUCUGGGUGAAGGACAAAUACAAACUGCAACAAACAUUCAGCGUAAACCCAAUUUACCUCCGGCAUGCAAACACUGGAGCUGCCACUGACUUCAUGCACUGGCAAAUUCCCCUGAGCCGCCGCUUUCGAUCUCUAAAACUUUGGUUUGUGAUUCGAUCUUUUGGUGUAAAAAAUCUUCAGGUGCAUAUCAGACAUGGAAUUGAAAUGGCCAAGUAUUUUGAAUCUUUGGUUAACAAUGAACAGCUGUUUGAAAUUCCUGCGAAGCGACACUUGGGAUUGAUUGUAUUCCGCUUAAAGGGUCCUAAUAUUUUAACUGAACAAGUUUUGACUGAGCUGACAAAGUCUGGAGAUAUGUUUCUUGUACCAGCAACUAUCAAUGAGAAGCUCAUUAUCCGUUUCACAGUUACUUCUCAGUUCACCACAAGGGCAGAUAUUCUGCGUGACUGGAACCUGAUACAUCAAACAGCCAUCAACGUGACCAACAAGCAUCACAAUCUCAACAGCACCUCCAUAAUCUCUACUGACAGUGAAAAAGUAAAUAGUUUCCAAAAGAUCACAGUUCAGCCAAAGCAUGCAUCCUUUAGCCCUAAAAACUGGGCAGCGCACAUUUCUCAAGAUGAUUUGGAUCCUUUUGAAGAUUGUUUUCCAGACCACAUAACAGUAGAUAACAAACACAGGCCAACAUCUUUCAAGUAUAAAUAUUGGUCUGUCCAAGAAAAGAAAAAGACUGCCCGCUCUCUUAGCUGCAACAGUGUCCCACCACAUAACCUUAGGGAAGUAACAAAUGAAAAUAUAGUGACACCAGAAGAGCCCCCAAAAGAUGGUAGCAUUUUUUCUAAAAUCCCUGGAAAAGUCAUGAUUCUUGAAAAAAAUGCAUUCAGAAAAUUAAUAAAGUUUUAUAGUGUACCCAGUUUCCCAGAAUGCAGCAUUCAAUGUGGCCUUCAACUUCCCUGCUGUCCACUACAAGCACUAGUGUAA